Messenger RNA from Ornithodoros turicata, 888 nucleotides. Its product is annotated as zinc finger protein 233-like. Bases 1 to 888 code for a protein of 295 amino acids. The transcript has a single exon. The record is from RefSeq and is a predicted model, not a curated record. NCBI's taxonomy places the organism in Eukaryota, Metazoa, Arthropoda, Arachnida, Ixodida, Argasidae.
AUGGCUGCAACUUUGUACAGUCCCAUUGGCUACUGGCAUGUCACUCUGAGGGAGGAUUGCACGAGGGCAUGUUUCUUAAACUUUCGUCCAGAACCGUAUGAACAGCUGAUUAUGCGUGAUCAAGGUCUGUUUACUGAAAGAAAUAUAAGCUUUCAUAAAAUUCUCACUUUGUAUUCCGUUUCUGUUUCUACGAUACAAGUAUGGGCCAAAUUAUACAAGUGGGAUAUCUGUCCCGCAGAGUUCUUCCACAGCACGGACCUGGAUCGUCACAAAAGGACCCACACAGAUGAGAAGCCAUACAAGUGUGAUGUAUGCCCUGCAGAGUUCAGCCGGCACUGGAGCCUACGGGUUCAUAAGCGGACACACACGGGCGAGAAGCCAUACAAGUGUGAUGUCUGCCUUGCAGAGUUCAGCCAGAAGGGGAACCUACAGCACCACAAGCGGACGAACACAGGUGAGAAGCCAUACAAGUGCGAUGUCUGCCCUGCGGAGUUCAGACAGAGCCAGAGCCUACUGCAUCACAAGCAGACACACCCGGGUGAGAAGCCGUACAAGUGCAAGGUAUGUGCUGCAGCAUUCAGCCUGAAUGACUGCCUACAGCAUCACAAGCGGGCACACACGCGCGUGAAGCCAUACAAGUGCGAUGUCUGCCCUGCAGAGUUCAGCCGGCACGGGUACCUACUGGUUCAUAAGCGGACACACACGGGCGAGAAGCCAUACAAAUGUGAUGUCUGCCUUGCGGAGUUCAGCCAGAAGGGGAACCUACAGCACUACAAGAGGAUGCACACAGGCGAGAAGCUGUACAAAUGUGGUGCCUGCUCUGCAGGGUUCAGCGAGACCAGGUACCUUAAGCAUCACAAACGUACACACAUGGGCGAGCAGCCAUAG